GCCUCAGAAGCCCCGCCCCCCCCGGAGCUCGUCACACUCACACAGACACAGGAUGGAGAAGGAGCUGCUGGUUUUUGGCGCGCUGCUGCUGCUUCUCACAGGAAGCGACGCACAAUCAGAUGUGUGCGGCGUGGCGCCACGCAACACCCGCAUCGUGGGGGGGCAGGACGCCCCCGCCGGCUCCUGGCCGUGGCAGGUCAGCCUGCACCGCUCUUUCGGACACUUCUGUGGCGGCUCGCUGAUCAACAGCCAAUGGGUGCUGAGCGCCGCGCACUGCUUCUCCAGCCUCAGCACUUUGGGUCUCACCGUGUACCUCGGCCGGGACGCCCAGCAGCUGCUCAACAUCAACGAGGUGUCCCGCAGAGUCUUUUCGGUCAUCAGACAUCCGAGUUACAGCUCGCAGACCAACGACAACGACGUCGCGCUCCUGCGGCUUUCCUCGCCCGUGACCUUCACAAACUACAUCCGGCCGGUGUGCCUCGCGGCGGAGGGGAGCCAGUUCCCGGACGGGACGUCCUGCUGGGUCACCGGGUGGGGGACCACCCAGAGCGACGUUCCUCUCCAGUUCCCUCAGUAUCUUCAGGAGGUUCAAGUCCCCGUCGUGUCCAACAGUCGCUGCAACGCCGCCUACCGAUCAAUAACCAGCAACAUGGUCUGUGCCGGACCAGACGGCGGGGGAAAGGACUCCUGUCAGGGAGACUCGGGGGGCCCGCUGGUGAGUAAAAACGGGUCCCGGUGGGUUCAGGCCGGCGUGGUGAGCUUCGGGAGGGGCUGCGCUGUCGCAGGGUUCCCCGGGGUCUACGCCCGCGUGUCCCAGUACCAGAACUGGAUCCAGAGCCAGAUCACAAGCGACCAGCCGGGCUUCGUGGCCUUCGUGGGGAACGGGUCCACAUCCGGGACCCCCGCGGCCGCCUCCCUGUCGGUGCCGCUGCUGCUGUCGCUGCUGCCGGUCCUGUUCUCUCUGUUGGUGCUGACCUAGUGACGUCACAAACUGACCUGAUUAAAAAUGGGAUCAAUGGGGUUAUUGAUUAUCAGAUUGUUUUCUAUUGAAAAUGAUCAGAAUACUAAAAACUACUUAAUUUAUAAUUAAUAAUAAUUUAACAUUAAACAUUCAGUCUCUUUUUUUCUGUUGUGCUACAAUUUAAUAACAUAGACACAGAUCUAUAUUCAUGAUUACUCAUCAUUACAUAAUCAUUUGUAUAUACAAUAUCUGUCAUUAGGAUUUUAUGAAGGAUGUAUUAGUGGAAGAUAACUAAGGAUUUUUUUUGCAAAUUGAUUUGCACUAAUUUAAUUGUAGAAGUUAUGAAAACCUGAAGACAGUAAAGAGUAUAUUUAUAUUUCAAUGACCUUACCUCUUUAAUCCAUUAAUUAUUGAUUAUAAUUAUUUUCAUAAAUACAUGAACAACCAAUAUCGUUUACAAUUAUCCGCUGGAAGGAUUUAAAAAUGUCAAAUACUUGUUUGACUUAAAUGUAAUAUUUCAAAUUUGAAUACGAAAUACAAAUGUUUUAUCUGUUUUACGCCUAAUUAAAAGAAAUC
This is a messenger RNA of Pungitius pungitius (ninespine stickleback), 1537 nucleotides long. RefSeq names its product trypsin II-P29-like. Gene Ontology annotation, biological process: proteolysis. Bases 53 to 979 code for a protein of 308 amino acids. Gene Ontology annotation, molecular function: serine-type endopeptidase activity. The record is from RefSeq and is a predicted model, not a curated record. The transcript has 6 exons. Lineage: Eukaryota; Metazoa; Chordata; Actinopteri; Perciformes; Gasterosteidae.